Molecule: messenger RNA, 1129 nt
Organism: Gossypium raimondii (Peruvian cotton)
Lineage: Eukaryota; Viridiplantae; Streptophyta; Magnoliopsida; Malvales; Malvaceae
Product: E3 ubiquitin-protein ligase AIRP2
Exons: 5
Coding region: 159-908 (249 amino acids)
Biological process (GO): protein ubiquitination
Molecular function (GO): ubiquitin protein ligase activity
Source: RefSeq, a predicted model, not a curated record
UUAGUACUCCGACAGUGUUCUUAGAUUGCAAUUAACGAAAUUACAAAACUAUAAAUUUAUUUGGAGUUUUUCUUUGGGAAAGCGGGUUUUCUCUUUUAGCUACUUGAUCUUUUUGUGUUUGUUUGAUGGGAAUUUUUUUUCCGGGAACAUAACCGGUCAUGAGAAAGUUGUCUUUCAAGGAUUCAUUCAAAGCGCUCGAAGCUGAUAUUCAACAUGCCAAUACUCUGGCUUUAGAUUAUCCAAGGGAAAGAGACGGAGCACGUCUUCAAAUGAGACUGUCCUACAGUUCAGCCGCUCAGUUUUUCCUUUUCCUUGUUCAAUGGACUGAUAUUCAACUCGCCGGUGCCCUGGGUUUACUCAAUAUACAUAUUUAUAUGACCUAUGCUGAUGGCAAGACCACCAUGUCCGUUUACGAGAGGAAAGCCAGCAUUAGAGAAUUUUAUGGUGACUUUCUUUUUCGUGCGGUAAUAUUUCCUUCUUUAUUGCAACUUCAAAGAGGAAUCACUGAUUUGGAGGAUCGAAAACAGAAAGAAGCUUGUACCGUAAGGUACCGUAGGAAGGAUGAAUCCGCAAGGGGGAAGAUCUCGGAAAUCGACUGUGAAAGGGAAGACGAAUGCUCGAUUUGCAUGGAGAUGAACGGUCUCGUCGUGUUACCUAAUUGCAGCCAUUCUAUGUGUUUGAAUUGUUACAAGGAUUGGCAUGACCGGUCUCAGUCCUGUCCGUUUUGUCGGGACAGUCUCGAAAAGGUCGACUCUAGUGACCUUUGGAUUUACAUAGAACAAGGCGAGAUCACCGAGUUAUCGUCGAUCCUUAGAGAGAAUCGUAAGAGGCUCUUCACGUACAUUGACAGAUUGCCCCUCAUCGUUCCGGAUCCUGUAUUUGCUCCCUUUGACGUCCAUGUUCGUUAGUUAACCCGACUUCUUAUACAUACGAGGCAGAUUAAACUGCCUGUAUAUAAUAACUAGCAUGAUAUGUAUACCCCUAUCAUACUUACCGUUUAAAAAUGUAAAUGAUUUCUGGUUCAAGCCUCCAUGAUUUCCAGUGGCUGACGAGCUUAUGACCGAUCUUUCGUUCUCGUAAAAUCGAGGUCGAUUUUCUUCCUGAUGAUAUCUACUGCUAUUUCGUUGUU